AUGGCUCCUCCACCCCUACCCGCCGGCAUGUCGAAGCACCACAUCGUCGUGCUGGAAGGCGUUCACGCCAAAAUGCCAUCCUUUGACUUCCCACACACUAUCGACGUCCACCAACGCACCCGCCCCGACCAAGUCGCAGAACGCAUCAAGAACGCAACCGUGGUCAUAGCAUGCGUCGUCCCCGUCACACCCUCGGACAUGGACGCCGCGCCACAUCUAGGCGUCCUAGCCGUGAUGGCCGUCGGCAUCCACUGGGUCGACAAAGCGGACUGCUUGCGUCGAGGCGUUACCGUGACGAAUUGUCGGGCCGGCAACGUCGACGCCGUCUCCGAGCAUUUUCUGGGACUGUACUUUGCGAGUCGUAAGCGUAUAGCCCAGGUCCACAACACACUUACUCAAACGGACGAGUGGCACGACAAGGGCACGCUGACGAAACUGUGGCCAUCGGGUCCACCGAUGGGAUGUCGGCAGGAGACGCUGGGGAUAAUGGGCUACGGCACACUAGGCAAGCGCAUUGCCCAGCUAUGUCGGGCAGUCGGGUUCGGCGAGGUUUCAAUCAGCGAACGCAAAAAUGCCACGACAAUACGCGAGGGCCGGGUCUCGUUUGACGAUAUCAUACGCCGAGCAAGUGUGAUUUGUGUAUGCGUGCCCAAGGAGGACGACACGCUCGAUCUGAUUGCCGAGAAGGAGUUAAAGGCCAUGAGGCCCGAGGCGCUUGUCAUCAACGUCGCAAGAGGUGGGAUCGUGAAUGAAGCUGAUCUAGCAAGAGCACUGCGCGAAGGCUGGAUCGCAGCAGCGGCUGCAGAUGUGCUCGAGAUCGAACCUGCGGGGCCAGGGUCAGGGCCAUUGACACCAGAUUUGACGAAAGAGACGUCGGUGCCUAAUCUGACCCUCUCAUCGCAUAUAGCAUGGUUCACCCAGACUACGAUCCAGACGUACCAACGCCUACUCAAGGAGGGGGUAGAAGGCUGGGUAACUGGGACGUUACAGCAGUCUGAGGAUAAAGUGCACGAUGUGGUCGUCGUGCAUAACGGGAAGAUCUGGUGA
Molecule: messenger RNA, 1047 nt
Organism: Exophiala viscosa
Lineage: Eukaryota; Fungi; Ascomycota; Eurotiomycetes; Chaetothyriales; Herpotrichiellaceae
Product: D-isomer specific 2-hydroxyacid dehydrogenase
Exons: 1
Coding region: 1-1047 (348 amino acids)
Molecular function (GO): NAD binding; oxidoreductase activity, acting on the CH-OH group of donors, NAD or NADP as acceptor
Source: RefSeq, a predicted model, not a curated record